Molecule: messenger RNA, 1587 nt
Organism: Thunnus maccoyii (southern bluefin tuna)
Lineage: Eukaryota; Metazoa; Chordata; Actinopteri; Scombriformes; Scombridae
Product: procathepsin L-like
Exons: 5
Coding region: 233-1036 (267 amino acids)
Biological process (GO): immune response
Cellular component (GO): lysosome
Molecular function (GO): cysteine-type endopeptidase activity
Source: RefSeq, a predicted model, not a curated record
UGGGCAGGUAAAUCAAUUCCGUAAAGGCUAGAAAAGCUGCGCCGGUUAAAAUAGAAACACUCCGUCAAAUUUCACUAAUUCUAAAUAAUUUAUCGGUUACACGUCCAGGCCUGGAUAGGAUGGAAUCUGGGUCUGGACCCGGAGUUAGUGGCCUCGGGUGUAUCAGCUUAAAUCAGAAGAAAAGCAAAAGUGUUUGUCAUUUGGUUGCAAUUAGAUUGUGAGGAUAAAGUGAAUGACAUUGUGGAUGAAGACCCUAACAAGUGUUCCUCCUCACCAGGAAAACGAAGAGUACAAACUGAUUUACAAGGGCUGUCUGGGCCUCUUCAAUGCCUCUGUGCCUCGCAGUGGCUCUGACUUCAUCAAGCUGCCGGAGGGAGCUGAUCUGCCCGACUCUGUUGACUGGAGGGACAAGGGAUAUGUCACCGAGGUCAAGAAUCAGAAGAACUGCGGCUCCUGCUGGGCCUUCAGUGCAACUGGCUCGCUGGAGGGUCAGAUCUUCAAGAAGACAGGGAAGCUGGUGUCUCUCAGCGAGCAGCAGUUGGUUGACUGCUCCAGGGACUAUGGCAACAUGGGCUGUAGUGGAGGCUGGAUGCACGAUGCCUUCAGGUACAUCAAAGAGAACGGAGGACUAGACACAGAGGACUCCUACCCUUAUGAGGCCAAGGAUGGAAAGUGCCGUUACGACCCUGCUAAGAUUGGUGCCAACUGCACAGGCUACGUUAAUGUGAAAAGCAAUGAUGAAGAUGCCCUGAGGAGUGCUGUGGCCACCAUUGGUCCUGUGUCAGUUGCCAUCGAUGCUUCUCAGCCAUCCUUCCAGCUCUAUAAAUCAGGAGUGUAUGAUGAGCCACACUGCCAAAGCUCAGCGUUGAACCACGCUGUGCUGGCUGUAGGUUAUGGCACUGAAAACGGAUUGGACUACUGGCUGGUCAAGAACAGCUGGGGUCUAGAAUGGGGAGACAAAGGAUACAUCAAGAUGUCCAGGAAGAAACAGAAUCAGUGUGGCAUGGGUAGUUACGCCAUUUAUCCCCAGGUCUGAACAAGUAGGAAGAAACUCAAAAGUCCUCCUUCUGUCUGUCCGUUAUGACCAUGGAAAUACUUUUUCAACAAGUUUAACUUUUGUGUGUCUGCACAGCUUUACCUUUACCUACCAUUGAUUGGUUGUUGUUCAUGUUUAUUGGAUGUACAGGUCCAGGUCUUUUCUCAGAGAGAAAGGUCCUUAGAAGUUGGUAGCUGUGGUGUACUUUUAAUAGGUGCAUAGAAUAGGUGUGACCUGUUUUGAUUAUACUGAUUAACUUCACUCAUCAAGGUUAAGUUAUUGCCCUAACAUUGUUUCCAUGUGUACCAACUGUGAUUAGUAUAAAUUUGCAAUACCCACACCAAAUGUAUGUAAAAUAAUCCUACAAUGAAAUUCUUCUUGCUUUCCACAGUAAUUUGUAAUGCGUACAGGUUUUGCAUGUAAUCCAACUAAACAGCAGUACUUAACUCAUUAUUCUUACAUCUUUAUUGAACCUUGGGCGGUGGAAGGUUGCUUCACUCAUCUGUAAUCCAUAAAGUCUGCUACAAAUAAAUUCACAAUGCUUGAAAUGA